AUGAACGUCGAGAACGAGACGCAGUCGUCCCCCGCCAUACACAAUGUCCCCCUAAACGACGUCGAAUCCGGUCUCGACCGUGUAUCUCAGGGUCGAGCCCACGCCUGGCCGAGCCUACGGAGUUUCUCCGCUUCGGAUAUUCUCUAUGAUCCAUCAAAGUUAUCUGCGCUACUUGAAGACUUUAUGGACCACUGGCAGGACUAUCUGGAGAACUGGUUUACCAAGCUAGGCAUCGUGAUCACUCCGAGCUACCUACAACACUUGGUUGGCGGCCAGCCGGCCACACAGACGAAGCUUCAUGCAAUUGCCGCGCUAGAUGGCUUACGAGGAUGGGCCUGUUUAUUAGUGUUCAACUUCCACUUCCUCUUCACCUAUACUUGGAAGGUCGCGGUUGGGUGGGGAUUCAAUAAUGAGAAUUGGCACCUCUACCAGUUGCCUAUCAUCCACGUCUUGGUCUCAGGCCACAUCAUGGUCGCCAUAUUCUUUGUAAUAUCAGGCUAUGUUCUUUCCUACAAACCGCUCAAAUUGAUCCGCAGCCGGGCUUGGGAAGAGACAUUUGUUACUGUGGCAUCUUCAACGUUUCGCCGAGGCCUGCGCUUAUACAUUCCCUCUUUCGUUGGCAUCCUGCUGGUCCUGCUUGCCGUUCGGCUGGGCGCUUACAAUUACUCGCAAAAGGUUCUAUUCGAAGGACACACCAUCAGGGGCACCAACGAGCAACACCCCCCGAUCAUGGUCAAGUCUUUGGCCAAGCAGUUGUGGGACUGGUAUUAUACGCUUGCGCGCCUAAUGGACCCUUUUGAUUGGGGCCUGUACUAUAAUAACUACAACCCUCACCUCUGGACGAUCCCUGUUGAAUUUCGCAGUUCCAUUGUCCUCUUCCUCACCAUUCUCGCGACAUCACGUGUGAAGACGGCGGUCCGUAUCUUCCUAGUCAGCAGUCUAGUAUGGUUCUGUAUGCGCUAUGGCCGAUGGGACGUCGUCCUUUUCCUGGGCGGUAUGCUCAUGGCUGAAGCGGACUUGAUUCAAGGCCUUUGGGAGAAGCGUCCAUCCGAGGAUGCAGGUGACAAAGAGAAGCGGGUCUGGACCAGCGCUGCAACACCUCAACACCAAGUUCCUUUUCGAUUAUUAAGCCGCAGGCGCUGGAUCGCCCUCUUCCUCCUGGGAUUAUACCUAGGAUCUACCCCAAACACCGGCUACAAGUUCACGCCCUUCUUCAUGUGGACGUGGCACAUUACCCCCAAAACAUACCCGGAACCACACCGUUUCCCGCAGACCCUAGGCGCACUCAUGAUUGUCUACAGCAUCAACCACUCGAAAGACAUUCAAAAGCUCUUCGUGAACCCGGUAUCGCAGUAUCUCGGCAAGAUAUCCUUCGCGUUUUACAUCGUCCACGGCCCGAUUCUACACUCGCUGGGAUAUUCGCUCAUGCCAAACAUCUGGCACAUUACAGGCAAGGAAACCAACUUUCAGUACUGUUUUGGCUUCUUCAUCGGUUGGCUUAUCUGCCUCCCUGUUUCGCUCUGGGCAGGUGACCUGUUCUGGCGCCUCGUCGACACUCCGAGCGUAAAACUAGCAAAGUGGAUUGAGAGCAAGGUCCUUACGCAGACCAAUGGACGGGAGAAGCAGGAAAGAGUUGCCUAA
Messenger RNA from Aspergillus mulundensis, 1641 nucleotides. Its product is annotated as acyltransferase family protein. Gene Ontology annotation, molecular function: acyltransferase activity, transferring groups other than amino-acyl groups. Gene Ontology annotation, biological process: polysaccharide biosynthetic process. Lineage: Eukaryota; Fungi; Ascomycota; Eurotiomycetes; Eurotiales; Aspergillaceae. The transcript has a single exon. The record is from RefSeq and is a predicted model, not a curated record. Gene Ontology annotation, cellular component: membrane. Bases 1 to 1641 code for a protein of 546 amino acids.